Molecule: messenger RNA, 2572 nt
Organism: Paramacrobiotus metropolitanus
Lineage: Eukaryota; Metazoa; Tardigrada; Eutardigrada; Parachela; Macrobiotidae
Product: electron transfer flavoprotein-ubiquinone oxidoreductase, mitochondrial-like
Exons: 13
Coding region: 360-2234 (624 amino acids)
Biological process (GO): electron transport chain
Cellular component (GO): mitochondrial inner membrane
Molecular function (GO): iron-sulfur cluster binding; electron-transferring-flavoprotein dehydrogenase activity
Source: RefSeq, a predicted model, not a curated record
AUUCCGUAUUUUUUGCAAAAAAACACACAGUUCGAAAGCAAUUUGAAUUAUCUGUAUCUGUUUGCACAGCGCUUUUUCUCCUAUUAAAUUAUUGAUAAUACUCCCCGCUACCAUUAAUUUUAAUAUUUACUUUUGCAAAAUAUAUAUUAUGUGCGUGAUCAUCAUACCGCAUACGCGACUGUUCAGUCUCGACUCUCGAGAUAAUAUGCUUUGCUGAAUUCGAAAUUUAAAUAACUCGUAAUUUUGUAAGUAGUAUUCCAGGCCGAGGUGCAAGUUGAUGCAACUACCUCGUAUCCUGUCUUAUCUUGCGAGAGUUAUUAUUAGGUAAACCUCGAUACGUUUUGCAUUUAAUUACGAACAUGCUGUCGCGGAGUAUCCUGCAGCGCGGCCUAACCCUCUCCCAGUUCAGAGGACGAUGUGCUGCUAGCCUGCGCUUCUUCGCCAGCGAAGCAGAAGACAAACAGCCAGCGGAGAAGAACGACAAGACCCCUGGUAUCACAACCCACUACUCCGCUCGGCCGCGUAGCAAGGAUCCGCGAUGGGAAGGCGUGGAUAUGGAGCGUGUUUCGGACGAGGCCGACGUGGUGAUUGUCGGUGGCGGUCCAGCUGGGAUGGGCUGCGCUAUUCGACUGAAGCAGCUGGCCCAGGAACGCGGCCAAGAAGUGCGAGUGUGCCUCUUGGAGAAAUCAGCUGAAAUUGGCAAUCAUAUCUUAUCUGGAGCCUGCUUGGAAACGCAUGCGCUGAACGAGCUGAUCCCCGAUUGGAAGGAAAGAGGCGCCCCCUUACAUACCCCUGUCACCAAGGAUAGGUUUUAUUUUCUUACAGAGAAAGGAAAGAUCCCCAUUCCGAUUCUUCCUGGCUUUCCGAUGUAUAACCAUGGAAAUUAUAUAGUUCGUCUUGGAAAUUAUGUCAAAUGGCUUGGACAACAAGCGGAGGAACUAGGCGUUGAAAUUUACCCCGGAACCCCGGCAUAUGAGGUGUUGUACCACGAAGAUGGAAGCGUAAAAGGAGUAGCGACGAAUGAUGUGGGAAUCAAAAAAGAUGGAUCACCUAAGGCUAAUUUUCAACGCGGCAUGGAACUCCAUGCCAAAAUUACCGUCUUUGCCGAAGGAUGCCACGGGCAUCUCGGAAAGUCUCUUAUACGCAAAUUCAAUCUUCGUGCAUAUUCCGAACCACAAAGUUAUGGCAUUGGUUUGAAAGAACUUUGGGAAGUGGAUCCAUCUAAGCAUGAGCCUGGCCUGGUGAUUCACACCGUCGGAUGGCCUUUCGAUCGCCAUACUUAUGGUGGAACGUUUAUGUACCAUAUGAAUGAAGGCAGUACACCGUUGGUUACGCUGGGAUUGGUUGUGGGUUUGGACUAUCAGAACCCGUACCUGAAUCCUUACAAGGAGUUCCAACGUUUCAAACACCAUCCGGCCAUUGCGCCUUUCUUGGAAAAUGGCAAAAGGCUGCAGUAUGGGGCAAGGGCAUUGAAUGAAGGAGGUCUGCAGUCGAUACCCAGAUUGACCUUUCCGGGCGGAUGUCUCAUCGGAUGCGAUGCCGGCUUUAUGAAUGUGCCCAAGAUCAAGGGAACUCACACGGCUACCAAAAGUGGGAUGGUGGCUGCAGAAAGUAUUUUCGAUGUUUUGUACAAUCCGGAAUUUAAAACCGAACAAAACACACAGGCUGCCGAUCCGAUGCUUUAUGAGGAACGUCUGCGAGGCAGUUGGGUAUGGAAAGAGCUGCGUAAGUCGCGGAAUGUGCGGCCUUCGUUCCAUUCACCUUUAGGAGUGUACGGAGGCCUAGCGUACACUGGAUUGUUCUAUGUUGGUCUUCGUGGUUUGGAACCGUGGACGUUUGCGCAUGGAGGUCCGGAUUAUCAAAAACUGAAGCCGGCUAGCGAGUGCAAACCUAUUGAAUACCCUAAGCCCGAUGGAAAGCUUAGCUUUGAUUUGCUCACAUCCGUUGCCCUUACCGGCACCAACCACGACCAUGAUCAGCCUCCGCAUCUCGUAUUAUACGACGAUUCUGUACCGACAUCCAGGAAUCUUCCUGUGUUUGAUGGUCCCGAAGCGAGAUUUUGUCCAGCAGGAGUGUAUGAAUACAUUACGGAUGAGGCCACCGGAAAGUCGCGAUUUCAGAUCAACGCACAGAACUGCAUACACUGUAAGACCUGUGAUAUUAAGGAUCCCAGUCAAAACAUCAACUGGGUUACCCCAGAACCAGGUGGAGGACCGGCAUACUCUGGCAUGUAAAUGCCGAUUGAUUGGACUGUGGAGGGUCGAUGUUUCACGCAGGAAAUCUGUUUGAUUAAAUGUUAACGAUGGGCGAUCGAUCGUGUGGGUUGCUGUAGAUUUUUUGUGAGUUUGUGGAUAGAAAUAAAUGAAAAAUAUAUUGCUGCCAGUUUGGAAAUUGAGAUUUUCUCAGAAUUAUUUUUGUUCUCAGAAAUAGUACAAGCAGAAAAAAAUCAAGAAUGAAAACUGUUACAGUAUUUGCUCUUUCGACGCUGGUGUCUUUGUUGUUACUUUUAUGUACUGUAGUUUUUAAGUCCGAGAAGUCUUAAAUUAAGUUUCGGUAGUUGAUUAACCAUGCA